AUGUUUGUGAUGUUUCGUGUCGCUUGGCACCAUGGCUACCUUGGCCCUUGGCUCUUUCUUGUUUCCAUCCGGACCGCAGAAAGAAAAAAACUAAGGGCACUCCCAGAUGUCGUUCCAUGCAUGCCCCUGUAUAGUGAUUUUGAAACAGAUAGUGGCACGGUUUCCAAUAGAUUUUCUACCUGGGGAUCUACGAACUUCUGUUUACUUGGGGGUCUAUAUCUGGAAGCUGCCGCGAUGGGCUGUCGCCGGUGUUUUUUUUCAGGUCCUUUUCCAGUCGGAACGCGCGGCUUGACGCGGCGGGUGACUGGAGGUAUGCAGAUCACCGCCCCGGUGAUGACCUACAUCGAUGCAUUGAAUGCCUCUCUCUUGGAAUGGGAGCGGAACAUGAGCAAAGCAGCCAAGAAGAGGACGCUGGUCAUGGGCAUUGUUCGCAACCCCUUGACGAUGGUCGCCUCCGCCUAUUGCUACCACCACCACGGGCAGGAGAUGCAGAAUCUCAUGUUCGACGUGCAACGCUUGAAGGUGCUGGGCCCCGACGAAGGAACCACCGCUACAGCCGAAAUGUUGCUGCCGGUCGUCGAGUGGAUGACGAGCGCUUUCGCCGAGCCCGACGGGGACACGCUGCGGCUCAGGUACGAGGACUUCGAACGCUCUUCGGACAGCUUCGACCGCGAGGUGGAUAAGUUGCUGGAUUUCUUCUUCGCCGCUUCCAGCAGUCCAGCUUGGGCAGCUCCACUCAUUAGCGAAGGGGAGCGUUCGAUCAUGCAAUCCAUGGCGACCACGGCGGACCUGCGGCGCGCGCCCUUCCUGGCCGUCAGUGGGCCCAAGGAGCUGAACCACACCAACGACGAGGCCUGUGAAGGCGUGGCACGACGGGGGGUGGGGCAGAGCGGAGAGAGAGUGGAUGAGAGUGAGAACUUGGGGGAUGAGAAAAGGGCCACCGGGAGUUCCAGAGGCGCCUCGGAUAUCGAAUUGGAUCGGCGUAAGGAGCCAAGCCGAGCCGAACGUGAGCAGCCCUGCCAAGAGGGCACCACGCGCUUUGCCUGUCAGACGAUCUCCCUGGCUCAGCGCAUGCUAAGACGGCGAGAGACGCCGAGCUGCGACGCCGCGGACGCGCCCGUCGCUGCUCAGUCCACCGCAGGACGCAUCCUUCGAGGAAGUCCGGCGGGCGUACUUGAAGAUGGCCCUGAUGCCUGGCAGACGUGGGGCGAGGGGAGGAAAGGCACUGUAGGAGGUCGGUGGCGGCCAACAGCCAACGCCGCUAGUGAGACCCUCGCCGUCGCCCCAAACGGUGAGGAGCAGAUGUUCAAGCGAGUGGCCCAAGCCUACAAGGUGCUGGGUGACCCCGUGCUGCGGCGCCGCUACGACGGCGGCGGUGAGCGUGGUCUCGGAGAGGAGUGGUGGCCGAAAGAUCCAGAAGCCAGCAAAGAUAUGGCCUAUCAGUUCUUUAUCCACCGAGUGCCCGGGCAUUCUCUCAGAGACGGCUUCAGCGAGGCCAAGCUCCGAGAGAUCUUCCCAAACCUCUUCGGCCGCGGCAGUGGUGAAACGCUGCAAGAGGUGCCUCACCGCAGCCGGAUGUCCCUCUCCUCACUGUGA
Durusdinium trenchii is the source of this 1596-nucleotide messenger RNA. The record is from the annotation of a GenBank genome assembly. Lineage: Eukaryota; Dinophyceae; Suessiales; Symbiodiniaceae.